This is a messenger RNA of Caenorhabditis angaria, 3900 nucleotides long. Lineage: Eukaryota; Metazoa; Nematoda; Chromadorea; Rhabditida; Rhabditidae. The record is from the annotation of a GenBank genome assembly.
AUGUGCAGGUUGGUUUGUAGUUUGAUCUCUACAGUACUAUAGAGAUCUAUUUAAAAAUUCAAAUUUUUUUCAGGCGCAGACAAUUUUGGACAAUGCAAUUAUUGGUAAGUUUAUUGAUUUUUUUUGAAUUGAAAAUAGAAAAAAGUGGCACUUGAAACUUUUAAAAAAGUACAAAAAUCGAAGAAUUUUUCGAAUAAAAGGUCGUGGUUUUCAAAAUUUCAAAGUAGUCGCGCCUAGAAAUUUAUGCCAAGUAGCCGCGCCUAGAAAUCAUAUGAUUCUCUAGGGCUGGCGCUUAGUGAUCCAUUCUGACAAGGCUCCGCACCUUGAGAGCUUCUUUGUCAAGUACUCGAGCCUAGAAAACCUAUUUGUCUAGGAACGGUGACUAGCCAAAUCUCAAGUAGCGUCUAAACUUCUAAUCUUUCAGGCCAGCCUUAUAUUUCAUGUGAACGUGAUCGAAUUGUAGUGGAAGUUGUCACCGAGCGAACUUUUACUGGAAAAAUAUUUGUGAAAGGCGAUUACUCGAAUCCAACAUGCUCCAAAAUAUUCAAAAACGGGAUUCCUUUUCAAUCAAACUCAAAAAUAUCUGAACCCUUUUUGGGUACAGUAACCCGAUCAAAAGAGCCCAUUGAAUCCACAUUUCCAAUUGGUGAAGCUCGUAUAUCUCCACCUCCAGAAGUAGAAAAUCAAAACCAGAACAAAUCUCGAUGGAGUUCGGUGGGCGGAGCGAGUUCUGGAUUUAGUGGAGCUUUUGGUGGAAGUCGCGGAGAGGAGAAGCUGAAGAUUUUUGGCAAACCGGAAUUUGAAGAUCAAGGGAAAGCGAAAACCAAGGCUGAAACUUUGAGGUGAGACGUGGAUUUUUUUGAGGGGAGGAAAACAAAUAUUGUGGGAGGAUUUUGAAAUACAUUUUUUAGAAAAACUACCUUCGAAAAUUAAAAAAAUGAAAAAUUUUCUAGUAAAAAAAAACAGAAAAAAAGUUUGCCUCGAAGCGGGAUCGAACCCAUGACCCAAAAAUUGAAAGACGUGCGUGUUAACCACUAGGCUACGCGAUCCUGUUUUUCUUGCCCUGUUUUUUUAAUCUUGAAAAACGAUUUCUGAAAUAAUAUCUGAAAUUUUCCGAAUAAUUUUUGUGAAAAAAAAUUCAGCAUAUAUUUAAGCGAAAAAUUUUUCGAUGCUGAAAAUUUAAAUUCUGAAAAUGAAAAUUGAACUUCAGUCUCUUAAAAAAGUUAAAAUUUAAAAUUUCUGAAAUAUUUUCAAUAAUUUUUCCAGAUCCACAUCAACCUGUCCCCCAUGCGAACCUUGCAAAUGCGCCGACGACAAACGAUCACGCCGUGCCACAAAUUCAAUCCGCCUCGAAGUUCCUCUCGAUUCCUGCAACUCGAAACGCGAUCGAAAGGUGGGUACCAGGUUUUUGAGAUGAUCCAAUUAUUUAUUAUUAUUUUCCUCCCCCAAGGACAUUUCAGUAAUUAUUGUAUUUUCUAAUUUUAUUUUGGCUGCCUGCCUUCCGAGGAGAUUUUCAAGGAAAAAAAUCAAAAAUAAAUUUCGAGAAUUUUUUGCAGCUCAAUCCACCGUCUGUUGUCGUCUCAUUUGUUGCCAUCGUUUCAUUUCACGAUAGUUUCAUCACCAAACUUGACAAAGCCUAUCAUAUUCAAUGCGCGUAUGCGGAAGCGGAAAAAAUUGUGUCGACAGAUUUGGAUGUUGGGUAGGUUCAGGGAAAUUUAAUCAGGGCUGAUUCACAAACGAAAAAAAUGUUAAAAAAUGUUGUUUUUUAACAUUGAAAAUUGAAUUCACGAAAAAUCAAAAAGGUCAAAAUUAGUUUUUCGAGUUUUUCCAGCAAAAAUGAUGACAAAUCAAUAUUUUUCAAGCUUCUGGAGUGAUUUAUAAUGAAAAUGAGCUUCGAGAACCCUAUUUUGCUUUAUUUUAUGAAUUUUUUCGAAAUUGGUCAAAAUUUGAAAUUUUUCGUUUUACGAAAAAUCAGCAAAAACUUCUGAAGGUCAAUUUUUAUCAGAAAUCACCCAAGAAGCUUCAAAAAUCCCGAUUUGUCAUCAUUUUUGGCUGAAAAACUUGACUUUUCGUGAAUUGAUCUUUCGAUGUUAAAAAACAUUUUUUAAUUUUUUCGUUCGUGAAUCAGUCCUAUCGGCUUCAAGAUUUUUUUUGUGAAGUUCUGAGAGCCAUUGAAAAUUCUGAAAGUUAGAAAAACUUCAUUUAAAUUAUUCAACACACUGAGCAUCUGUUAAAAUCGCCCCAUCUUCGCUAAAAGCCAAAGUGACAGAUUUUUCGAAACCCUCAUUUUUGAUAACAACACCAUUCUCAACCGCAUUAACCACAUUAACUCGGUCAACAACACUUUUCAAAACAUCGAUCGCUUCUUCUCCAGUAAAACCCUUGUCAUCACAAGUAAUUCGGAAAUCAGGAGCGAGGAAUUUUUUGAUUUCUGAUUUGGAAGCGGCGACGAUUGGAAUCAAAUAUUGCGAUCCUUUCGCAAUGUCCAGAGCAUUUUUAUUUAGAGCUGGAGAAGAUGAGGCGAUGGCGAAAAUCAGAGGGAGAAUGAGAAUGAACAUUUUUUCUUGGUUGAGAGAGGCUCAGUGGGAACUUUUGAAGCAGAUUUUCUGGCGUGGGAAAUCAUAAAGUCUAAGAACCAGACUUGGUUUUUUGAACAAACCAAAUUUGUUUUGCAAAAAAAAAAUUCAGAAAAGAAACAUGUCAGAUCUGAAUAAAAAUAUUUAAAUGUUGAAAAAAAAACAUAAACUUCAGAAAAAAGGAAAAUAUAUAUUACCACGCGCUCCACCGAAAUAAACACGCAACGCAGACCGCGCCGCGCUACAACACACAAAAAUUCCCUCCCUUUUUUGUGUGUGUGUUGUGGCGCGGCGCGGUCUGCGUUGCGUUUUUAUUUCGGUGGAGCGCGUGGUACCGAUAAUAUGUGGUCGAAAUAUUUUGGUGGCCGAGAAAUCGUAUUCGGCCAGACGCGCUCUUAUGCUGCAAAAAAUCUCUUCCAGAAUGCUCGACGACACGGAUCUCUCAGUCACCACAGAUGCUCCAACUUGCGACUAUCUAAUCACCGACGAAAAAGGCCUGGCCGUCAAAAAUGGCCUCGUCGGCGAACUCGUCAAUCACAAAUGGACGUGUGGCGGUGGAAUGUCGGCCAAGCUCAAAAUUCUCGUCCACGAUUGUUUUGUCAAAGAUGGCGGUGGGCAACAAUUUCAAGUCAUCGAUGAGAAUGGGUAGGCUACUGACUCUUACGGCUAAUUUCUGAAAAAAAAAAUUUUUUAGCUGCACUUUGGACCAAAUCAUGUUGCAAACUCCAACCUAUUCUGAUGAUGGAUUGACCGCCCAAGUAAAUGCCUAUAUUUUCAAGUUUCCUGAUAAGUCUACCGUGGAUUUUCGAUGCAGUAUCACUUUUUGCUCCAUUGAUGAUAAUGAAUGUCACACAAUGACGGUAAGUUUUGUUGUCUUUGAAAUUUUAGCCUAGGGAAAAAUGUGCUAGCUAAGCGCAGCAGGUAAGCGGAUAGCCUCGCAAGCAACGCUAUCGGGUUCGAACCCAGCUCGCUGCAAAAUUUUUUUUAAUUUUUAUAUUUUCAGCCUCCCCGCUGCGAUCCGGACCAACAAUUCCUCCGGCGUAAACGAAGUUCCACCUCUAAAAAACCAUCAGUCUCUCUACAUGCAAAUUCGUUGACAGUUUUUGAUAUGGAUAUGAUGAGCUCAAGCUCAGAACCAGAAGUUUUCCCACCGGAAUCUCUACUACUUUCCCAAAACCAAAUCGAUAUUCAGCCGUCAGAUUUUUGCAUUUCUGUCGCCAGUUUCGGAAUUCUCAUCUCGGCCUCCACAUUUUUCGCAACAAUCUCGUUUGCAAUCAUUUUUUCCUAUGUCUUUUUGCGAUUCAACCGAAAAAUUUACAUGUGA